Molecule: messenger RNA, 639 nt
Organism: Miscanthus lutarioriparius
Lineage: Eukaryota; Viridiplantae; Streptophyta; Magnoliopsida; Poales; Poaceae
Source: the annotation of a GenBank genome assembly
AUGCCUAUAGAAAUACCAGUACAGCCCAUUGCGCGUGAGGUGGAGCGGCGGCCUGCCUCAACAGAGGAGCGCAUUGGGCAUGGUGAACACACACGCCAUCGCCACCUGCAGCUGCGCCACCAUCUCCUCCGCGGCGGCCAUGGCGAGGUCACUGUGGCCAAGGAGCAGCACGCCGGCGUCGUCCGGUCGGAGAUGCAGUACGAGAAUUGGUGCAUGCUGGCCUGCAUCACGAAGGAGAGCGUGCAGGCCGACCGUCGCGGUGCUGUUGGGGGAGGAGUCAUACGCGGUGGACAUGCAGCCCAACAUGGACCGCAGCGACCGCGCCAACAGGUCCCGGGAGCUGCACUGUGUGGAGCCGUAGGGCACGGCGGCGAAUGUGGCCGAGGCCCUCGGGCGGAACGACUCGACCAUGGCAGCGCCGGCCCUGGCGCUUCCCUAGCGCCAAGUUGCGCAGAGCAGCCAGGAGAGCUCGCUGCUGGUGUCGAGCCACGAGAACUCCCUGGUGGAACCGCAGCUUGCUGGGCAGCCGCGGUAGCGCCCCCGUCGGCACCUGCCACGCGCGCAGCGGCAACGCACGAAGACCGAUGCCCGGCCUGGGCGGUUCGCCGGCGAUGGGCCACGACCGCGGCACAGCGAUGA